UCUCAGUUGCGUUUGAACCAAGUUAAACCAGGAAAUAAGAGUUAACGUAAUUAGAGAAACAUUGGCGGUAAUAAAUAGAGACGAGAAAUUUAUAGAGAAAUACGAAAUAUCAGGUGACAUUGGUGUAAUGAUCAUUUCCCCAUCAGGCCCUUCAUCAAUAUUGAAUUGGCUUUUAAAGACUAAAGGAACAUGCUAUACAAACCAGAAGUAAUACUGUUUCUAUAACUCUAUGGGGAAUUACAGAGGUGAACAGCGACAUUUCUUUACUUCACUGUUUGGAUUGUGUGCAACAUGAAUUUGGAUAUAAAUUUGAAUAAAUUUACAAAGUAAUUUGCUGCUUCUUCAGAUAUCAGUGAAGAUUGCAGUUGAUGGAAGACGUAACAGUAGGAAAUAUGUAACAAAUAUAAGAACAAAAAACAAGAAAUCUAUGUGUAUAUUCUGGUGGAAGAAGAAGAGAUAAAGGAAAAUUAAUUAAUGUGAAGGACUUAUAAAAGGUUAAUUUUAAGUGAAGAUAUGCUGAAUUGUCUUUUAAAGACUAAAGGAACAUGCUGUACAAACCAGAUGUAAUAUUGUUUCUAUGAAUCUAUGGUGAAUUAUUGUGGAAUAUCUCAUAUGAACUGAUGUGAACAGCUACAUUUCUCUGUUUCACUGACUGGACUGUGACCAAGAUGAAUUUCUAUAAUAAUUAAAUUCAAAGAAAUUUACAAAGGAAGUCGGCAGUUCUUCAGACAAAAAAAAAAAAAAAAAAAAAAAAAAAAAAAGACACUCAGGCUGUUAUGUUGAUGAAGGUUCCAAUUGAUCCAUUCAAUAGAACAGCUUGCUACUGAAAUUAACGUGCAAGUGGCUGAGCACUCCACAGACACGUGUAUCCUUAAUGUAAUUCUCAGGGAGAUUUAGUGUAACACAGAAUGUGACAAGGCUGACCCUUUGAAUUACAUUUUUGCCAGCUGAGUGGACUGGAGCAAUGUGAAUUAAAAUGUCUUGUUCGUUCGAGGACACAAUACACUGCCAGGAAUCGAACUCAUGACCUUUAUGACCAUGAACCAAAUACUCAAUCUAAGAAAAGCACCUUCACUUCGCUUCUUUAGAUAUUAGUGAAGGUUGCAGUUGAUGGAAAAGCAUAACUGGAAGAUAUAAUAAUAUAACAAAUAUAAUAUUAAAACAAAAACAAGAAAACUAUGUGUAUAUCGUGAUGAGAAAUUAAUGUGAAGGUCUUAAAAAAAAAAAAGGGUAAAUUUUAAUGGAAGAGAUGCUGAAAGCGAUAAGAGAUUCACCAUUUCUGUGUGACAUUUGUAAUAAAGUAUUCUCUGAAAAAGGGGAGUUAACUAUCCAUAAACUUCUUCAUGAACCACAGAAAGCAUUUCGCUGUGAAAUCUGUGGCAUGUCGUUCGCUCAGGAAGAUGACUUACUUGCUCACAACCAAAUUCAUUCAGGAGAGAAGCCAUAUCAUUGUGAUGCAUGUGGUAAGUCAUUCUCUAUAAAAAAUGCCUUAGCUAGGCACAAACGAUUUUGUUGCGAUAUCUGUGGUAAAUCAUUCCCCAAAGGUGGCCAACUGACUAAACAUAGACGUAUUCAUAAAGGGGAGAAGCCAUAUCGCUGUAACAUCUGUCAUGCAUCAUUCUCUCAGAAGCAUCACUUGAGAUCUCAUAAGCGUAUUCAUACAGGAGAGAAGCCAUAUCUCUGUGAAGUAUGCGGUGUAUCAUUCUCUCAAAGUUAUCAUUUAAGAAAUCACAAACAGAUUCAUACAAAAGGGAAGCCAUACGGUUGUGGUAUCUGUGGUAAAUUAUUCUUUGAAAUUGGCCUUUUAACUGAACACCAGUGUAUUCCCACAGAAAAAUCAUAUCAUUGUUGCGGCAUCUGUGGUAAAUCAUUCUCUGAUUCUAGCCUAUUAAUUAGACACAGAUGUAUUCAUUCAAGAAAGAAACCAUACCAGUGUGAUAUUUGUGGUAAAUCCUUUUCUCAGAAACGUCGUUUCCAAAUUCAUCAAUACAUUCAUACAGGAGAGAAGCCAUACCAGUGUGAUAUCUGUCAGAAAUCAUUUUUUCAAGCAGGUGAUUUGAUAAAACACAAAGAUAUCCAUACAGAAGAGAAGCCAUUUCAUUGCGAUAUCUGUGAUAAACCAUUCUCUUUGGAAAGUUUAAAAUUUCAGAAAUCAGAUCAUACAGUUGAGCACACAUAUCACUGUGAUGUCUGUGGAAAAUCAUUCUCUCAAAAAGGUAACUUACAUGUACACAGACGGAUUCAUACAGGAGAGAAGCCAUAUCAUUGCAAUACCUGUGGUGAAUCAUUCUUAUAUAAAUACCAAUUGACAGGACACGAAUACAGUCACACAGAGUGGAGGCGCAAUGGCCCAGUGGUUAAGGCAGCGGACUCGCGGUCAUAGGAUCGUGGUUUCGAUUCCCAGACCGGGCGUUGUGAGUGUUUAUUGAGCGAAAACACCUAAAGUUCCACGAGGCUCCGGCAGGGGAUGGUGGCGAACUCUGCUGUACUCUUUCACCACAACUUUCUCUCACUCUUACUUCCUGUUUCUGUUGUGCUUGUAAUUCAAAGGGUCAGCCUUGUCACACUGUGUCACGCUGAAUAUCCCCCCCGAGAACUACGUUAAGGG
Messenger RNA from Octopus bimaculoides (California two-spot octopus), 2608 nucleotides. RefSeq lists its product as uncharacterized. The record is from RefSeq and is a predicted model, not a curated record. Lineage: Eukaryota; Metazoa; Mollusca; Cephalopoda; Octopoda; Octopodidae. Gene Ontology annotation, biological process: regulation of transcription by RNA polymerase II. Gene Ontology annotation, molecular function: DNA-binding transcription activator activity, RNA polymerase II-specific; RNA polymerase II cis-regulatory region sequence-specific DNA binding. Gene Ontology annotation, cellular component: nucleus.